AAACUCUUGCAGCCUUUCACAUAUAUUAUGCAAGUGCCAGGCAAGCAAAUCAGAGCUAAACUAGCUCAUGCAUUUAAUUAUUGGUUGAAAAUUCCAUCAGACAAAUUGGCUGUUAUUGGAGACAUAGUGCAGAUGUUGCAUAACUCUAGUCUCUUAACUGAUGAUAUCCAAGAUAAUUCAGUCUUGAGACGUGGUAUACCCGUGGCUCAUUCAAUCUAUGGUGUUGCUAGUACAAUCAAUGCUGCAAAUUACAUGUCAUUUGUUGCAUUAGAACGAACCCUGAGCCUAGGACAUCCAAUGGCUACCACUGUAUACACUGAACAGGUGUUAGAACUUCACCGAGGUCAAGGAAUGGAAAUUUAUUGGCGGGAUAAUUAUACAUGUCCAACUGAAGAUGAAUACAAAAAAAUGACAAUCAGAAAGACUGGCGGUUUAUUUAUGCUUGCUAUCAGACUUAUGCAGUUAUUCAGCGACAGUACUAAUGACUUCACAAAACUUACUGGAAUAUUAGGAUUGUAUUUUCAGAUUCGAGAUGAUUAUUGUAACUUGUGUUUGCAAGAAUAUUCUGAAAACAAGAGCUAUUGUGAAGAUUUAACAGAAGGAAAGUUCAGUUUCCCUAUUAUACAUGCAAUACAUACUCGCCCUGAAGACAAACAAGUGAUUCACAUUUUGCGACAGCGAACAAGAAAUGUUGAUGUGAAAAAGUACUGUGUGAAGUUGUUGGAUAAUUAUGGUUCGUUUGAACAUACAAGGAAGGUGUUGACACAAUUAGAUGCAGAUGCUCGCAAGGAAGUGGAAAAUCUUGGUGGCAAUCCAUUGAUGAUUAAAAUAUUAGACGGACUUAGAACCUGGUCAUAUAAUUUUGAUGAAAAGACAAACAAUUAACUGUUUUAUUUUAAUAUUUUAAUUUCAAUUUCCACCAUGACCAACACUUUUGUGAAGUAGUUUUGUUUAGGUGAACUGUCAUUUUUUUAGUUAUGUAUUAAAUAUUUUGUCUUACCAAAUUAUGACAAAUGUAAUGGGGACCCCUUUUUUUAAAUUUAAUAAUCAUUAGUAGAGUUUAUUAUAAUUGAAAUGUUGCUGUACUCUGUCAACCAAAUUUUAUUAAAUAAUUUAAAUCCUAUUGGCCUUAUCAUUAAUCUUGAAAAAGUUCUUAAUUUUUUUUUUUUUGAUUUUAAUAUUGUUAUGUGGCAAUCAAUGACUGUAAACAAAAAUAAAAAAUAGGCCAUAAUAAAACACAUUUGGCCAGUUUAAUAUCUAAGUACUUAAGUAUAAAAUAUUGCCAAGUAUCAAUGUUCAAGCAUUUUAGCAGAGUAUAAUAAUUAUAUAUAGUCUUCCAAUUGAAUAUAUUAUAUAUAUAUAAAAAAAACGUAAACAUUGUAAUUUUUGUACUUCAAUGCUAUUAUUUGAUAUUUAAUAUUAAUUUUUCACUUUUUUAAACCAUCAUUAAAUUUCUUUUAUAUUAUAUUAUUUUGCUUACCUAAUCUUAUAAAACCAAUCUGCUCAUGGCUGUUUUUGUCAAACGUCUUUGCUAAUUAGUACCUAAGAUAUACCAAUUGUUUCUAAUUUUAAGUACUUAUAAACAUAUGUAUGAAAGUAAUGAAUAGAUACAUAUUAGUGAGAUAUUAAUUUAUAAUUAACAUUAUGUUUUAUGUAUGUGUAAAUGUUGUAUACGUUUAAAAAUUAGUUACAGAAAAUAAAUAUCACUUGAUUAAAAUUGA
Acyrthosiphon pisum (pea aphid) is the source of this 1721-nucleotide messenger RNA. It is a transcript of the gene qm, whose product is annotated as geranylgeranyl pyrophosphate synthase quemao. Gene Ontology annotation, molecular function: prenyltransferase activity. Gene Ontology annotation, biological process: isoprenoid biosynthetic process. The record is from RefSeq and is a predicted model, not a curated record. Lineage: Eukaryota; Metazoa; Arthropoda; Insecta; Hemiptera; Aphididae.